Acanthosepion pharaonis is the source of this 597-nucleotide messenger RNA. NCBI's taxonomy places the organism in Eukaryota, Metazoa, Mollusca, Cephalopoda, Sepiida, Sepiidae. The record is from the annotation of a GenBank genome assembly.
AUGUUUGUGUCCAUGCUUACAUGGAUUGUAGAAAUACUUUUCUUUGUCUGGACAAUUGCUUACAAUUUUGUCCCUGGUGGAUUGUACACUCGAGAGCACACCGAAUAUCUCAUUGCUUUUAUUUCUGUCAUGUUACUUCUUGGAUAUUUUGUUGGUGGCAGCUCAGAGUGUGGUAAUUCGUCUGUUGCAUAUGUUGACCUAAAAGUUGGUGACUACAGCAAACUGGCAAAGAAAGUAUUAUUCAUCAUUACUUGUGUUGGUCUCUUGGGGUUCGGGAAUUUGAUUCUUUCCAAAUACCCAAUAGUCAAAUCUGUACAUCAUUUGCUGCCCUCUCCACAUGGUGAACUGGCUCCAGCAAUAACAGCUACAGUAAAUGUAAGCGGCUCUUUGGUAGAUUUCGUUGUUACUCACAUGGGAAAUCACAGAGAUGAUGAAGACAGGAAACAGCAAGCCAAGUUCUUGUCCAAAGAAUUGAGAAAAUGUCAGCCCCUUCUCCAACAUUCAUUACGUGUAAAACGCAAAGAAUCAAUGUAUCCAUUGAAAUUAAACUUCUUUUCUUUUUUUUUCCCUUUUUUAUUUCAUGCCCAUCUUGUAUGA